AUGGAGCCCCAGAAGCCGGUUGCACUGGUGUUAUCCACUCCGCCGGCUCUGCCGGGAGACCUCCCGGAAGAUCCAAAGCCUCACGAAUGGCGGAGACUCCGAGAGGACUGGGACGACACGUUGCACACGUCUACACCCACAUCCCCCUUUGCUUCCCUGCCUGGCGCCCCACUUCUGGCACGGCCACGGUCUGCAGCAGGUGGGCAAAGGCCGGUUCGCCGACCCUUGCAGGGGGGCUCAGUCCUGGAUGCCGUUUGGAGGAUUCGGGAAGAAGACAGGGGUCACAAGCUGAACUCAGAUCCCCGGUCACCUGAAAAUCCUACUCCAGAAGCCGCGCGGACUGCAUCUCCCAGCGACUCGGAGGGAGUAUCAGAAGAUGAGGAGACAGACAGGCCAGAGGCUUUGACCCUCGAAGAGCGGGUCGCGGCCAAGCCAGCGAAGCCAGCGAAUCCAGCUGACCCCGAGCAGUUUAGAGAGCUCGCAGUGGUCGCACUGGGCGGCUUGGGCGGCUUGGGCGGCUUGGGGGAUGUGGAAGACUUGACCCAAAGCCCGCAGUGCCCGCAGAAAUUACCCGAAGAGGAUUCGCUGCUCCGGCCUCGAGAGAAAGGCCUCGAGCGCCAGUCCUUGGAGGAUGAGGCUUCGUCCCACCAAGCUUGGGAACAGCAUAGAGCGGACUGGGGCUGGAGUUGUCCAGGACGACCUGAGGAGGACCGCAAAUUUGGUGAACGGUGGCCUUGGCUUCAAGAGGAGUCAGCGGACGCAGAUUGCGCGGACUGCGAGCCGUGCUCCCCGCGCCCGGGUACCCGCCUUGGCGGGCGCCGGAACAAGGCCGCCAGAGCAGAGGAGGCUGAAGCGACUGAAGGUCAGGGAUGGGCCGAUUUCGUCCAGACCUGGGAUGGUUCAGAUUCCGAGGAGGAGCAGCUCUUUGCCGUUGUCGGCCAAAAUGCCACGAUCUCUGCCCAGGAGCUUCUGAGUGUGGACGACCCUGAGCCAGAGCUGGAGGGCUUCGUGCCGCGUGACCUUUGGGUUGUCUUCGAAUGUGAUGAGGAAGAGGAGCUGUCAGACCAGGCGGACACGAAGAACUCCCAGGUUGACAGGCCACGAGAGUUUUGCAGUGAUGCCGGGGACAUCGUGUGGACCAUCAGUAAGGCCUCGGAGACGGAUGACACGGCUGACACCGAGUGUAUGAGCUCCUUGGCACCUACAGAGUGUGAGGAGGACGAGGAGGGCAUGUCAGAUGACGACGAAGAUCAUCAAGAGUCGAAGGUGGAAGUGGGGACCCUGCAUGUCCAACAAGGACGUCGCCAGGCCCAGACUGCCUCGCAACUGGAUGGCUCUCAGAACGAAGGCAAGCCCGGGUGCUCAUCAGUUUUGCUCAUACAGGCCGUGUGUCAGGGCUACUUGAUCAGAUCAAAGCUUCUGCGGCUUAGCGACUGCGCAGCCAGUGGAAGACCUCAGCGGGUUUCAGCAGAGACAGCUCGUGCACGAGCAAGGCGGGAUGAGGUCUCUGCAGCAAUGCAGCUGCAAGCAGCGUGGAGAGGCUUCCGAGCCCAGGUGACGCGACCGCAAGGCCGAGCAGAGCGGCGCCCACCAGGCCUCGGCCUGCCGCCCUUCCGAAAGGCCCCUCGACGUCGCGGCGAGAUGCGUGAGGCAAGAGAAGCCAAGGAGGUUGCUGUCCAGGACCUCGGUGCCAGUGAGGAGCCCCUGGAGGAGAGCGAGCGCAGCCAGGAGCUGCGCCCACGGCCCUCGAGGCGUCCGUCAAAAGGGUCCAGUGCGUCUGACCGACCCCCAUCAGCACCGCGUGGCAGCGCCUUGCGCAGGCGUCGUCGCCCAGAGUUGCAGGAUGCCUCCCGCAGUGUGGCGAGCGCAGCGAGCAGUGCAGGGAGCAGUGCUGGCAGUGCUGGCAGUGCAGGGGGUUUGCCGAGGCUCGGGCUCAUGGGCAGCCGUCACAGUGACAAUAGACCUAGGCACCGCCCGGCUCCUGCUAGCAAUCGUGCCCCGAACCAAGUGAAAGGGUCAGAGAACCGCUUGCUGGUUCCAAAAGGGCUCCGGAGCUUCACAGUGGACCUGUGUAAUCUUUGGCAAGUGUAUGCCUUGUGCCGCAGCUUUGGCACAGCUUCAGCAGACUCGGAGCUGCUGAAGGCCGCACCCCGAGAGAGCAAGAAGGCUCAGUCAUCAGUGCAGUAUGCAAGCAAUGCACAAGGUGCGCAAUGCUGGGCUGAGAUGAUGAGGCCACCAUCACGCGAAGAUGUUCAGACCGCACAGUCGCAUCUGGUUCUCUUGAAGUCCAAGAUGCGACAGCGUCGGCAGCAGGCAUCCGUCGACAAUCUGGUGGAUCCUCGUGGGCGGCCGCCUUCAGGACGCGCUCCGGCGGAGAAGGUGCCGCGCGGCGUUACUUGGGAUCCGCCUUCCGCGCCUGUAAAAGCUGCAGGCAAACCGGAUGUCGCAAGGCCCAUGGAGGAUGGCUACCCCGGCCACCCGACUCCGUCACAGGCACGAGUUCCUGCAAAGUCGCCGCCCAAUUCAGGAAGGACAAUGCCGCAGUCUGCGAACAGUCUCGUGGAUGACGGUCCCGAUGAUGAUGGAGGGCCUUUGGUACCGUGCCCUGACUGUGGCCGCAGCUUUAAGGCAGAAAGCCUGGAGAAGCACAAGAAGAUCUGUAAGAAGGUCUUCCAGCAAAAGCGCAAACAGUUCAACAGUGCUGCCAAUCGGCUCGGCGAUUUAGACAACGCCAGCGAACUGAUAGCAAAUGCUUCCAGGAUAGAUAAGCAGAAGGAGGCUCCAAAGGAGGCAGACAAGACGUCCAAGAAGGACAAGACCGUCCCGAAGUGGAAGGCGCAGUCCUUGGCAUUCCGACAGGCCAUCCUCGCUGCAAAGGGCGCUUCAGGUGACCCAGAAGCAGCCAGAAAGGCAGAGGAACUGCAGAAAGAGCUGAUUGCAGCUAACCCAUCUGGCAUGGAGUCAGACAUGGUGAGAUGCCCGCAUUGUGGCCGCACCUUCAACAAGGAGGCGGGACAGCGGCACAUCGCCAUUUGUCUGAAGACCUUUGGCAACAAGCUGGGCCGACAAACCAAGGGCAGUGGACGGCCUGCGGCAAAGCCCAGCACCCCCACUUCACGUGCUCCGGACCCGUCUGCAAGAGGUGCUAUGGUGAGAGGGCCAAGUGCCUCCAGGAAGAGUGGCCAGUCCGGCCGACACGGUGGUCCCGAAACGACGGGCUCACGACGAGGUUAG
Messenger RNA from Symbiodinium pilosum, 3234 nucleotides. NCBI's taxonomy places the organism in Eukaryota, Dinophyceae, Suessiales, Symbiodiniaceae. The record is from the annotation of a GenBank genome assembly.